Molecule: messenger RNA, 2409 nt
Organism: Carica papaya (papaya)
Lineage: Eukaryota; Viridiplantae; Streptophyta; Magnoliopsida; Brassicales; Caricaceae
Product: lipase class 3 family protein
Biological process (GO): lipid catabolic process
Source: RefSeq, a predicted model, not a curated record
CUGAGAAUGACAUUCUCCCUUUCUCUGCAACUCCCUCAUACUUCAAUUUUAUCUUCUUCCUUUUUUUUUUCUCAGUGAAAAGGCGACUUAUAUUUCCCUUCGGAAUCUACGUAUCUGUAUACGUGUGCGUGUGUGUGUGUGUGUAGAGACUGCAAGUUAUAAAGGUUAAAUUUGGAUUAGCUGAACAUUUCUUGCUGUGGAUUUUGGUGUGGGAAAAAUAGCAUAAUCUGUAAUUUGAUGAUCGAGUACUAAGGCGUCGGAUUUAGGCCCGUGGUUUGAGAUGGCGACGGGCACAAUGGCGACGGCUGCAGGGGCAGCUGUGCUGCUCUACUACUUGCUCAGCCGUAGGUCGGGGGCGAAGGGAGAGGAGGACGGGGGAGGCGGGGAUUUGUCGAAAUCGGGAAGAUCUGGGAGGAGGAGAAUUGCGAGGCGGCCGGCUCAGGCGCCUGCCACGUGGUUCGAGACGAUCGCCACGUUGUCUGAGACGCUGCGUUUUACCUACUCGGAGACGUUGGGCAAAUGGCCUAUUGGUGAUUUGGCUUUUGGCAUCAAUUACUUGAUGCGCAGACAAGGUAACUUGCAAGUUGCAAAUAUUUAUGCUGGAACUAACUGUGUACGACUUAAAGGCCCUGAGAUUAUUGCCGAGUUGAAUAGUCUGCUGAGGCUGUUGACACUUUGUAUGCUCUUCUCAAAGAAGCCAUUUCCGGUGUUUUUAGAAUCUGCUGGUUUCUCCGAGGAAGACGUUCUUCUCCAGAAGCCCAAAGCAGGGCUUCUGAAGCCUGCUUUCACAAUUAUACGGGAUAAAAAUUCAAAAUGUUUCCUUCUAUUAAUUCGAGGCACUCAUAGCAUAAAAGACACACUUACAGCAGCAACUGGCGCAGUGGUCCCUUUCCACCAUUCAGUUUUACAUGAUGGUGGAAUAAGCAACUUAGUUUUAGGAUAUGCUCAUUGUGGAAUGGUUGCUGCAGCCCGUUGGAUUGCGAAGCUUAGCACUUCUUACCUCAUCAGGGCUUUGGGUGAAUAUCCUGACUACAAAGUGAAGAUUGUUGGGCACUCACUUGGUGGUGGUACAGCUGCAUUAUUAACAUAUAUUCUUCGAGAACAGAAAGAGUUAUCCUCUUGCACUUGUUUUACGUUUGCUCCAGCUGCCUGUUUGACUUGGGAGUUAGCAGAAUCAGGCAAGCAUUUCAUUACUACGGUUAUCAAUGGUUCUGAUCUGGUGCCUACAUUCUCAGCAGCUUCUGUUGAUGACCUUCGCUCUGAGGUCACAGCAUCAUCCUGGUUGAAUGAUUUGCGGGAUCAGGUUGAACGUACAAGAGUCCUUAACGUUGUUUACCGUUCGGCAACAGCACUUGGAUCUCGCUUACCAUCCAUGGCUAGUGCAAAGGCCAGAGUUGCUGGAGCUGGGGCACUUCUAAGGCCUGUUUCCAGCAGUACUCAGGUUGUAAUCAAGCGCGCACAGAAUGUUGCUCAAGCAGUUGUAAAAACCCGCUCAUCCCUAUCAUCAUGGUCUUGCAUGGGUGCUCGCAGACGUCCGGUGGGCUCACAAUUUAGCUCUAAAAUUGAGGAAAAUCCUGAAACUUCUCUGAUAUCCGAAAGAACUUCUGAAAGCCUUGUGGCCGAAGUUGUAACAAGAGAUCUAAUGCAAAACAAAGUGCAGUCUAGUGAAUCAGGGAAUGAGGAUACAGAUGAUGAUCAACCAUUAAUCUCAGCAGAAAGAGUCAUUACUGAAUCUGCCAUGGAAGAAGACCUAAUUGAAGGCGAUCUCUGGAAUGAACUAGAGAAACAACUUGAGGGACAGGAUAACCAAGUUGAUAUUCAAACAGCAGCCGCAGCUAAAGAAAUCACAGAAGAAGAGAAUGCUUUAGCUGACAGAGUGGACGGGAAAGGUGUCAUUUCUUCUUCAGAUGUAUCAGAAAGCCAACGUUUUUAUCCCCCUGGCCGAAUCAUGCAUGUAGUAUCUGCCCCAGUAUCGGAUUCUUCCAAUCUCGAUCAUGGUGUCCAGGUCGAGGAACAUGUUGACGUUGGAAUAUACGAGACACCUAGAGAACUGUACAGUAAGAUUCGGCUGUCGAAAACAAUGAUCAAUGAUCACUACAUGCCGAUGUAUAAAAGAAUGAUGGAGCUAUUAAUCAGGGAACUAGAGAGGGAUGAAACUCGUAGUUGUGUAGAGUCAGAAGAACAAAUUGUAUGUUAAAAAACAUAAAAAAUCUUAACAUCACAUCUCCAAAAGGAUGGUUUCAACGUUUCUUUUCUUUUUAGUGUUUGGAAUGGAUCGUGAUCAGUCAACAACCAUAUUACAGAAGAACACUUAAUAUUUCAAUCCAUCAUUUGAAAAGCAACUCGAGCAAAAAUCCUCCCAGUUCUGUAUUUUCAUCAACGAGAUCGCAGAAGAACCAUUUUUGAUCA